This is a messenger RNA of Thermothelomyces thermophilus ATCC 42464, 1542 nucleotides long. RefSeq lists its product as uncharacterized. The coding region runs from base 126 to 1205 and encodes 359 amino acids. The transcript has 2 exons. Lineage: Eukaryota; Fungi; Ascomycota; Sordariomycetes; Sordariales; Chaetomiaceae. The record is from RefSeq and is a predicted model, not a curated record.
CAGUCAUCGAAUUACCGGCCUCAUUACCUCACUCCAAACAAACUCGUCCCCGCUGAAUUCUUUCUUCAUUUCCUUAAUUUCUUCAUUUCCAAUACGCACACUUAGACGAGCGCACCGCGCAUGCCAUGGCGUCCGUCGCAAGCCUUCCCAAUCCCCCGAAGCCUCUUCCACAGGUCCCGGGCCCGAAGCUUGCCCCCUUCACCGCUACAGCGCACGCCGAUAUUGAAUUUAUCGAGGAACUUGGAAACCCCGACAGCGAUGUUGAUUCCAGAGUGUGGAAGGUCAAAAUCAACGGAUUGGACCCGUACUAUGUCCUAAAAAUGUUUCCUUUCGCCUUGCCUAGGUAUCUCGGGAGUACUACAGGCCGAUACCUCACCCGUCGCCUUUCCUCACCGCUCCAUUACAUCGACUUCCUCGAUCCUUUCAACUGCGAGUGCCGCGUCUACGGGCGUCUGAAGCAGGAAGGCCGUGAAGAUCUCGCGGUUCGCGCAUACGGCUACCUCCUCCUUACACCCCAGCAGGAGGCCGAAGUCGCCGAGGUGGCUAGUGGAACGGAUAUUCUUCCGCAUGUCCCAGCCAAUACCGAGACCGUCCUCGACGGCUGCAACUUCUGGGGGCGGUGGGAGGUUCACCGUCAUCUACCUGUUCGCGCCAUCGUCAAAGAGCUAGUGACGGACUACACGCCGUUCGUCCCGUCGAGGCUACACGACCAUUGGCGGGACCUGGAAGACCUCCACAAGUUGGGCAUUCUCGUGCGCGACAUUGGCCCCAGGAAUUACAUGGCCAGCGGGAAACUCAUCGACUUCAGCCGGUCCUGGACGAUGCCCAGUCCGUGCUUUGAAGCCAUUGACCGCGUAGAAUUGCUGAGGCAGAGGCAUAAUGACGCUCUGAAUCUUCACGUGUCCAUUGUCCACUUCGGAAUGGGAGAGAGGUGGGACUGGGGAGAUCCAGGAUAUGAUGGACCAACUACACUGGAAGCCCAUUACGGCGUCCCGGACGGCGACCCGCUCGGCUACUACGGGAUCGACCCGACGGCUUAUGACUGGCGCAGGUGGGAGGACGACCCAAAGGCGGCUGAUGCGUUUCUGAAAUACGAGCUAUACGCGGCGCCCGAGUCCCAGGACGAUGAGGGAGUGCAAAAGGAUAAUCUGCCGAAAGCUGGGGGAGCCGGAGGAGAGGAAAUUGCAGGUGUUGUGGAUUGUUGAGGACACGUGAUUGCGGCAGGUUGCAAGAGGUCUGGGCGAGAAACAAAACGAUAAUGCGAACACGACUGUUGACGGUGGAGUCUCACGCAGGCAGAAUCCCCCACCAGCAUGGCUGUAGUUCGACAAGUGACCAUUCAGGAUGAUUCGUGCACAGCAUUCAAGGGCCGCUGAACAAUGUAAGAUCACCGGUCCUAGGCCACAGCCGCGAGCAAAAAAACAACCAAGAACCAACAGCUGCAUAGGGGACACAAACCAACAGCAGCUAAGAGGGCCUACAACUGGAAGGUGAUAAGUGGAGAACAGCGAUACUGCUGCUGCGCCGCCAUUGCGACUUAAU